Molecule: messenger RNA, 2951 nt
Organism: Microcebus murinus (gray mouse lemur)
Lineage: Eukaryota; Metazoa; Chordata; Mammalia; Primates; Cheirogaleidae
Gene: ZBTB49
Product: zinc finger and BTB domain containing 49
Biological process (GO): regulation of transcription by RNA polymerase II
Cellular component (GO): transcription regulator complex; chromatin; PcG protein complex
Molecular function (GO): DNA-binding transcription factor activity, RNA polymerase II-specific; RNA polymerase II cis-regulatory region sequence-specific DNA binding; protein binding
Source: RefSeq, a predicted model, not a curated record
UGACGCCACCGGAAGCCGGAGGGCGGUCCCAACAAGCGAGGGGGCGUUGUCGGGAUGGUUCCGCUGCCGGCGGAGCCCGGCGUGCGGCUCUGAGGCCGGCUGCUGCAGAGGGAGAGGAGGCGGUGGAGCGGAGAGCGGCCUCCGAAGGCCUCUUGACUGGUUUAGCAUGGACCCCGUUGCCACCCACAGCUGCCACCUCCUUCAGCAACUGCACGAGCAGCGUAUUCAGGGCCUACUUUGUGACUGUAUGUUGGUGGUGAAAGGAGUCUGCUUUAAAGCACAUAAAAAUGUUCUAGCAGCUUUCAGCCAGUAUUUUAGGAGCCUCUUUCAGAAUUCUUCAAGCCAGAAGAAUGAUGUUUUUCACUUGGACAUUAAGAAUGUCAGUGGCAUAGGGCAGAUCCUGGACUUUAUGUACACGUCUCGUUUAGAUCUCAACCAGGACAAUGUACAAGUGAUGCUGGACACAGCACAGUGUUUGCAGGUCCAAAAUGUCCUCGAUCUGUGCCACACGUUUUUAAAAUCGGCUACUGUAGAACAGCCUCCUGGCAUGCCUUGUAAUAGUACAUUCUCCCUACAAAGCACUCUCACCCCUGAUGCUACUUGUGUUGUCAAUGAAAACUACCCUUCUCAUUUACUGCAAGAGUGUUCUGCAGAUGUACAGCAUAAUAAAGUUUUAGAUGAAUCAAAUUCUCAUGUUCCACCAUCAGUUAAUCUUCAUCAUUCCACAAGUGAAAUAGCAAAACAAGCCCCUGACACUUUAGAUGGCAGCUGUGCAGAACUGCCUUUCAAACAGCCAAAUUACUAUUACAAACUCAGAAACUUUUACAGUAAGCAGUACUAUAAGGACACUUCUUGUCCCAGUUACGAGCGAGUUGUCGAGCAGCCUUUGACUUUGAGUUCCUCCACAGACCUCAGUGCAGUAGAAAGCCAGCCCUGUGCUGCCAGCCAUUCCCAGUGCAUCCUAGAGUCUUCGGAGCACUUGCCUUCCAACUUCCUGUCCCAGCCUUUGAGUGACUCUGCCCCAGACCCUGAAUCAGACACCACGUAUCCACAACCUACCAAACAGAUGAGGCUCAAAAAGGCUAUUCACCCGAAGAAACUCAAUUUCCUAAAGUCACAGAAAUCAGCAGAACAAACAUCAGAACCCAAGUUGGAUGAUGGCUUAACAAAGAGGACGGCAUCUGCUGGUGAAAAUACCACAGAGAAAGCUAGCAGCCAAUGUACUGCCGAAAAGGAAAGCGAAGAACUCGUAAGCUGCGAGGAUUUUAAUUGCAUUAGUGAAAUGGAGAGACCAGAGGACCCUGCAGCACUGGAAGACCAGUCCCAGACACUUCAGUCACAGAGACAAUAUGCAUGUGAAUUGUGUGGGAAACCUUUUAAACACCCAAGCAAUUUGGAGCUUCACAAACGGUCUCAUACAGGUGAGAAACCUUUUGAAUGUAACAUUUGUGGGAAACAUUUCUCUCAGGCAGGUAACUUGCAGACUCACUUACGUCGGCAUUCUGGUGAAAAACCAUACAUCUGCGAAAUCUGUGGGAAAAGGUUUGCAGCCUCUGGCGAUGUCCAGCGUCACAUUAUCAUUCACUCAGGAGAAAAACCACACUUGUGUGACAUCUGUGGUCGAGGGUUUAGUAACUUCAGUAAUUUGAAGGAGCACAAAAAGACACACACGGCUGAUAAAGUCUUCACCUGUGAUGAAUGUGGAAAGUCUUUUAAUAUGCAAAGGAAGUUAGUAAAACACAGAAUCCGGCACACGGGUGAGCGGCCUUACAGCUGUUCUGCCUGUGGAAAAUGUUUUGGGGGAUCAGGUGACCUCCGCAGGCACGUCCGCACCCACACUGGGGAAAAGCCAUACACGUGUGAGGUCUGUGACAAGUGCUUCACCCGCUCCGCCGUGCUGCGGCGGCACAAGAAGAUGCACUGCAAAGCCACCGGCGCCAGCCCAGACGAGCUGGAUGAGUUCAGCCAAGCCAUGGAGACCUCCAAUCUCGAGAGAUCUCAGAGCUCAGACUCUUUUUCCCAAGACACGUCCGUGACGUUGAUGCCAGUGUCAGUUAAAGUCCCCAUCAACCCAGUGGAAAAUUCCAUAACAGAAUUUGAUAGCCACUCUUCCAGCUCCUAUUGUAAGUUACAGUCCAUGAUUGAACCUCAUGCAGUUAGUGACCAGGAGAAACUCGGCUUGGGUCCUGUUAAACUGGCCAAGCCCCAGAUGCAGCAGACACAGCACCAGGCGUUCGCUUACUCACACGUGGACACCUCAGCCGGCAACGGGCCGCUGCAGGCUGAUGGCAUGUCCAUGGUUCGCUCAUCUCUGGCUGCCUUGGACAACCACUGCAGCGACCCCCUGGGCAGUCGUGCGUCUUCCACAGCUUACAGGAACUCAGAGGGACAGUUUUUCUCCAGCAUGACUCUCUGGGGGCUAGCAAUGAAGACGCUGCAGAAUGAAAAUGAGUUGGACCAGUGAUGUCUACGCCAGCGUCUGUCAGCGUUACAGUCUUUUUCUCAGUUUGGCGGACUGGUCUCCGGCUUCAAGAGAGAACCAUUUUCCCUAUGACUGGUCCCUUCUCACUAGCCAGAGAAUAUUUAGAUAAUUUCCCUUCUGAAGGUGGCUGAUAAUUUGAAGCACCUGGAGCUCAGGUUUGGGACGAAAGGCCUGCUGCUCACCACCGAGCAGGUGCCAGGGUGGGGGCUUGCAGCGCAGAAGCCAAAGGCUUAGAAAGACUGUCUCAUUCACUUUAGCUAGCACGAGAGUCUGAUACUUUGUGUCAACUACUGUAUAUUUUGGUCAUAUUAAAGGAAUUAUAUAUGUAUAGUAAUACAAAUAUUUUUGCAUUUUUACAAGAUUAAUAUUUGUAGCAUUUUAUAUUUUUAAAUAUUUACACAGAUUUUAUUUGUAUAUGAAACUCAUACUAUAAUUUAAUUUGAAUAAAUGAAACUUACUUUUGUAUAUA